GCAGCGCGGUUACGGAAGUCACGUCCAUGGUAAUCAUGGAGGAUUCCGCUGCUGUGGCCGAAAACAAUAAAAUGUGAAAAUUAGCGAUUCUGCUCUAUCAAUACGUUAUUUUUUCCAAGAUAAAAGCUUAUUUAUAUUACGAACAUAAACACGUCUUCUGUGUAGCGAUUGGAGUAGAUUUCUACAAAAAGAUGUUUACAGAUGAAACGCUUGAUUUAGUUGGCGCUGAAUCGACUUGGAGAAAAUCGCACCAAGAAACACAAGAAUCGAGAAGCUGUCAAACGAUUCCACUUCACACAACAGAGGCUGAAACACAAUCCAAAGAUGUUUCAGACAACGGCACCCAAACCGACACGCAGGACCAGAUCAUCCAAACACUUUCCUUAGAACGAGAUCCGUCAGACUUUCCCGGUUUGCUGGACUUCUUGCGUGGAGUUGAAGACCUGGUGAUCCUAGAGCUGGUUAAAAACUCUAAGAGUCAUGCAUUUGAUGGGUUUGAAGUCAAUUGGGAAGAUCAAAAUAAGACGGUGUCAUGUACGUACCGUCUUCAGCAUCCUAAAGCUCAUGAAAGACAUCUGCAGGUCACCAGUGUCUCCUGGAACUGCACUGGCUCAGUUGUAGCCUGUGGAUUUGGCCGUAUGGACGAUGGUGACUGGAGCAAUGAAAAGUCUUAUGUGUCCACAUGGAACCUGGACCGUCAGAAUGUGAACACAAAGCUGCCGGAUGUGGACAUAGAUGUAUCUACACCUGUCAUGUGUUUGUGUUUUCAUCCUCUGCUACCAUCUGUAGUUGCUGGAGGGCUGUACAGUGGCGAGGUGGUGGUCUGGGACACAAGUCGUACACAGGACCCUAUUUUGGCUCAGACUGGGAUGUCUGCAGACACCCACCGUGAACCGGUUUAUCAAGUAAACUGGGUCCUAGGACCUCGCAGAGGUGAAUAUAUGGUGCUGAGCGCUGGAUCUGGAGGGAGAGUUUUAUUAUGGACUGUGGAUGGAGCUAAAGCCAAACUUAUCUUAAGUUCUGGAUAUGCACUUAUACAACAGCAGUUACCCCAGAGUGGAGCAGUAAGCAAGACCAGAGGCAGCACCACCAUAGGAGUGACCUCUCUUGCCCUUUCUCCGUGGGACUUGGACACAUUUUUAGUGGGCUCCGAAGGAGGCUUGGUGCUCAAAUGCUCCUUCAGCAGCGAGGUGGUGGCAACGGUGCCACCUGAUGGUGAGAGCGUGACACUGCGGGCACCGAUGCAGUUCUCUUUCUCACCACGAGGGGGCCCCAUACACUCGGUUCACUUUUCACCCUUUCAUAGGAAUCUUUUCAUCAGUGUCGGGACCGAUGGUAUGGCUCAUCUCCAUAGUGUGCUUCAGCCCCACCCCCUUACGUCUCUACGGGUAUCAGAUUCAUAUGGGUUUGGGGUGAGGUGGUCACCGACACGCCCUUUAGUCUUUGCUACUGUCACAGGACAAGGUUUGGUACAAAUGUUUGAUUUGGGUCGAAGGUCCUCAAGGUCAGUUGCCACAAUUGACCAAAACACAGGAGGUCAAGCGUCUUACUGCCUGGAGUUCAACCCCAAACAUACAAACCUGAUGGCAGUGGGCAAUGCAGAUGGCAGUGUCAACAUCUGGCAUCUCAGUGCAGAGUUAACAGAACAAGGUGCCAAAGAGACGGCAAUGCUGGACCAGCUGGCCAAUCAAGUGGCUGACUGAGAUCGUUGGUUUCAUUUCCUUAAAAUACACACAAUUUGUGUUUCAUGUAUUUAAUAUUGUUUGUAUAAUACUGUUUAUACUUAAAAUAAAUACAAGAUGAGAAUUA
Triplophysa dalaica is the source of this 1809-nucleotide messenger RNA. It is a transcript of the gene dync2i2, whose product is annotated as dynein 2 intermediate chain 2. Lineage: Eukaryota; Metazoa; Chordata; Actinopteri; Cypriniformes; Nemacheilidae. Gene Ontology annotation, biological process: intraciliary transport. Gene Ontology annotation, molecular function: dynein light chain binding; dynein heavy chain binding. Gene Ontology annotation, cellular component: cytoplasmic dynein complex; ciliary plasm. The coding region runs from base 192 to 1703 and encodes 503 amino acids. The transcript is spliced from 9 exons. The record is from RefSeq and is a predicted model, not a curated record.